Cherax quadricarinatus is the source of this 4584-nucleotide messenger RNA. The record is from RefSeq and is a predicted model, not a curated record. Lineage: Eukaryota; Metazoa; Arthropoda; Malacostraca; Decapoda; Parastacidae.
UGGCAACAGGAUGUGAGGUGGGAGGUGGCGUUCACAAUGUCGUCUCAGUCUAGCUUCAGCCUUCACUUGUAUAGAAUUCAUCUUCAAGCUUGAAUCACAUAUUGAGCCUUGAAGGAGCUUUGUCUGUUACUGCGCCCCCUGGAAAAGUAACUAAAUAUAAUUAUGCUCUUAGAAAUCACUAUAUACGUAAGGAACAUACAGUGUUAUAGAAACUAAAUAAGAAGAGCGCACUUGCGGUGUUUAGUAACUGUGGAAGAAGUGUGUGUGAGGUAAGAUUAUGAAUUAGUCGUCACUUGUUUAUAUGGGGAGGGCGGAUCCUCGUCUGUGCUGCUCGCAAAACCUGCACCAGCCACGAAUUUUGUUGAAAUUACACCUCAGGCUUCAUCAGAUGAGGCUAAAGAGCCGUGAGUGAUGUGUAGAGUGAUGUGCUAUUGAUGCUGAUGCUCAUCCAGUGUCUGGUCAUCGUCGAGGAAAAAUGGCUUUCACUGGACCAUCAGGAGACAACCGUCUCAAUUAUGCUAGACAUUCACGGUUCAUCCGCACCAUUGGUCAAAGCAUAAUGUACCAGGCCUACCUCUGGCUCUACCAAGGCGGCUCCCUUACCUUGUUCCAGUAUCUUAACUCUCUUCCUAAGGGACUGAAUGGUUUAGAGAAACAUACUGUAGACGAUAUUAAAGCCGAGAGAGAUCUUACGAAUAUGGAUAUUACAUCGUUGUACAAAGUGAUGCAGCGGGCGUGUGGAUUAUCCAUCGAGGACAGAGCGUGGUACACUAAACCAAAAUCAGAAAAAGACACAACUCUGGAACAAGCACUCCAUCAACUCAAGCUUGAACGCAAUAAACUCUUACAUAAAGACCCCACAACGUUUAUCAAGGUCUCGGAUAGCGAGCUAGACUCAGCAAUGGCUCUUCUGAAGACGCUAUACAGGAACAUCUUGGUCUUGGCUGCCGAAAAAGGUAAGGUGGAACCGAAUACGUUAAAAGUAGCAAUAACAAAAAUGGAGGAGGAUCUCAGGCAAGAGCGAUACUCUGAAUCUGGCAUCACCGAGUCUGAAUUUUUGAAGAUAAGUGUGCAGGAUCUGACGGAGAAGAAUCAGGAGGAAGGUCUGGAGUCCUUUCCCUCGGAGUACGUGGAGGUGCGCCUUUCGAAGGAGAACCAAGAUAUCAGUCCCUCGCAAAUCCCGCUGAAGGAUUUGCUGGUUCAGACUUGUAAGGAGGGGGACAAACCUCAAGUGAUGGUGGUGGUGGGAGAGACCGGAGCUGGGAAGACAUCACUCUGUCAGUACAUGAUGAGUUCGUGGCUUUCUCGGCACUCCUCUAUGAUAUAUCUCAGCCAGUAUCAGCUAGUAUUGCCCUUCCACUGCAGCAGUGUCAACACUCGCGACAUCUACUACCUCCUCCGAUUCAAGAUCUUGCCCAAUGCCACAUUUGCGUGUGACAGCGGUUCCCUGAUACGUAUCCUGUCAAAUCUGAGAGUGCUGUGGCUGGUGGAUGGCUGGGACGAAGCCACCCAAGAGGCCAGGUGUCUUCUGAAGGAACUGUUGACAACACAGUCUCCUUCCCACACAGUUCUGAUAACCUCUAGACCUGAGCUCAGUACAGCCCUAACCAAUGAUACCGUAUUUACAUCUAAGUUUCUUAGAUUCUCACUUCUUGGACUUGAUAACAACGAGAAGGGAAAAUUGUUGCAGAAGAAAGAAUCUGAGUUUUCUAGCCAUAAGAGAUCCAUCUCCGAAUUCGGUCACAUGGGAAGAUUUGCAGGAUUAGUACAGGAAGAGUUGAAAAAUCCACUAAAACUCCUGCUGAUGGCAAGAUUAUGGUGUGAAAAUUCUGAGUUUCAACCUGACACUUCCCUAAUCAAGCUUUAUAUGAGAAUUAAAGAAGUAUUAAUAAAACAGCUGGUUGAAAAACUAGCAGCUGAGGUUGCACCUGGUGAACGUGACGCAGAGGAGCAAGUUGACAAAUGGUUGAGGUGCUUUUGUAAGAUUACUUUCAAUUCGAUGAAAAAGGGACCAAUUUUGAGAAUUGAUUCAAAAGAUCUUAAGAAACUGAAAGAAGAAUGUCGUAUCGUCAGAGACUCACAAUGUCUUUCGACAUUUCUUAACUAUCACCCAUAUAACGGUAAAGGUUAUUAUACAUAUUUACACUAUUCGCAUCAGUGCUUUUAUGCUGCACUUCAUGUGGUACUCAGGUGUUCACAAGCACGGGAUCCAGAGACCGAAAUAAACAAAAUGUUCCAACCUUAUAUUAGAAAAUCCAGCGAUUAUAUCAAUCCCUGUCUUGGCAUCUACGAUAUAGUCCUUGAAAUUCUAAUCUUGUUUAUGAUUGUGAUAUCAAAAUUAAGUUUUGGGUGGAUUGGUUCUCGGGUUAAUCGCACAGAAUUUAGUCAGAAACUCCAACAGUUGUUUCGGAAACUUACCAAUUUAGCUACCGGUACGUACUUUCCACGAGAAGACUCGGAAGAUACUUCAAAUAUGAGUAAGUAUCACCCAGUCUUGUUGCAGUUGCUGGAAAUGCAAGCUCUUAAAUAUUUCACAAGCAAUAUUUCAGCCAGAUCUUUAGCUAACAUGCUGUUUUUGUCACUAGAUGAAGAAGGGGAUCCACCGAAAUGGUUUGAAGUCUUACAGAGGUGCCAUUAUCAUGAGGACCUCGUGAAGGAGGCAGCUCGCAGAGUGGACACAAAAAUGUGGAUUGUUACUGACGGUGAUCUGAAAGCUGCACGGGAGCUCAUGGUUCAUAUUAUGCCCAACGAAUUAGUUAUUAGCAUAAAUGGCGACCCAAAGAAAUUAGCAGAUCUUGAAAUAGUUCUUUAUCUAGUAGCCAGGAAGAAAGUAAAAGUGCAUCUUCAUCUUCACUGGCAUUAUGCUAGUAUAGGCUUGAAGAAUUUUUUUUCUGAUGAACACCUCAGUCUCUUGUGCGACAAUUCUCCCAAAUGCUGGAUUGUAUCUUUCAUGGGUCACCUAAGUAGCAGGGGCGUCAUGAGUUUGGCAGCUGCUUCCAGGAUGGAACUCCUGUUUAUCAGAGUCUCAGAUGGUGACACUGUUAACCAUAUUUGCUCAGCCACACAAAACAUGAAGAGUUUACAAAGAGUGGACUUAGUAUAUGACCUCCGUAAAUUUAUCAUCCCUUGCUCUUCUUUAGGUGGGUCUAUAGGCAUUUUAAAAUUCAUAGACGGAAUAAUAAAUAUCCUCAUGUUCAAGAGAAGAAAAUCUUUAAACUUUUCCCUUUUCUUGCCCCACCUAAACGUGUCUGCAGUGAACCCAGCGGUAGACUUUAUCUCUGGUCUCAGUAAGCAUUACGGGAUCCUCAGUGUUGAUCAACUCGAUCACAAAGGAGUAAAGAAGCUCGUCAUCGGUCUGGAAAAAAAUGGUGUUCGUGUAGCUAAACUCGUCAAGUCCUUCUUUAACAAGGAAAUUAAGAAGUACAUCCGCAUCGCGUUCACUUCGCUGCCUCUUCAAAUCCCCUUAAAAGACUUGGUGCAACAUUGGCACGAUGCCAACAGAUCUCUCUUCCUGAUGCAGUCUCUUGACAAUACUUCGUCAAAGCUGUUAGUAAACAAGCAGUCAGUGUUAAGCUGAGAAGACGAAAAGACCUGUUUGAUAGGUACUGUACACGGAUAAUGUUGAAUAUCAAAAUGGUAUAAAAUACCGACAGGUUGUUAGAUAAGACACAUAUGCAACAGUUAGGUAUCUAUUUCGAAACGUUUCGCCUACAUAGGCUUCUUCAGUCGAGUACAGAAAAGUUGGUAGAAGCAGAAGAGAUGUGAAGACGAUGUUAUCAGUCCAUCACCCUUGAAGAUAUAGUUUAGAGGUGGUCAGUCCUUAAGCCAGGAGAAGAGUAUUAUUCCAUAGUCUGAAACAAUGUGAAGCUGAAGUGACAGUAUGGAGACUUAUAUACUGUCAGGAGGUGAGAUGUAGGCCACUAGUAGAAGCAAGAAUGUAAUCACUGAGAGGUCACGUCCCUCUCAAAUCCAACAAAGACAAAGAUACCUAACUGUUGCAUAUGUGCCUUACGUGACACAUGUGCACUGUGUGGCGAAACGUUUCCUCAUUAAAGAUACCCAAGUGUUGCACAUGUAUUUAAUUUAUCAACUAGACGGUUCUCUGAACCAUUCAUCUACAGUGUCUUACCUAACACGGAUAAUAUUGUGCAUCGAGAUAUAAUAAUCAAUUGUGAAGUAUUGUGUUGGCUUCUCCAAUACGACAAUUUGUGACUGCUCUUCAGUAACUGCUAAAACAAAUAAAAUAUAUGUGAAACUCACCAUAUUCAUGACAGUCACUUACAACAUUGUGAGAACCGACUUAAAAUAUAUAACAACCAAACAUGAAGCUGUAGAACUCGAUGUCGAUAUAAAACUGAACAAAAAUGUCUUCCUUUCAUAAUUAAAAAUUAUUAGUAUGACACUUCAUUACUUUACAUUAUUCCUUAAAAUAACUUCUACUGACUCUUACUGUUACUAAAAUUAUAACAAUGUUACUAACAUUAUAACAAUGUUACUAACCUUAUAACAAUGUUACUAAAAUAACAAUGUUACUAAUAUAACAAUGUUACUAAUAUAACAAUGUUACUAACAUUAUAACAAUGU